AGGUUCAUUGGUAAGAUUUGCAGUGAAUUGGUCAUAUCUCGCAGUCAUUAUGGAGCAGUUUUAGUACACCUAGUUCACAAAUAACCGUGGAAAACCUUACAGAAAUAAAGUAUGACUUAUUGGAUUUAACUUGAAUCAACAAAAACGUUGCAUCUUCGCUACAACAAGACAAUAAAUCUUCCCUCCGCACACCAGAACAAAGACUUCGCUCUGGCAAGUCCUUUGGUCAUCUUCCCAGCAACAUCACACCUCUUCAUGACGACAAAACCAUCCUCAUAAAACAGGAAUAAAGCCUGCACUUUGGCCAGUCCUCAGGCCAUCUAUCUAGCAAUGCCGUUAACAUGAACGGGUCACCCACUCCUCAUAGGGGUAGAACCUCCUAUGAUUAUCUUCUGAAGUUCCUUCUGGUCGGUGACAGCGAUGUUGGCAAAGGGGAAAUUCUUGGUCGUUUAGACGAUGAAACAAUUGGAACAUAUACCAUGAAUGGAGUUGAUCACAAAGUGACGACAAUUCUCCUGGAUGGUAAGAGAGUCAGACUAGAAUUAUGGGACACGUCAGGGCAAGGGAGGUUUUGCACCAUUCUCCGAUCCUACUCAAGAGGUGCUCAGGGUAUUCUACUAGUUUAUGACAUCACGAGUAGAUGGUCGUUUGACGGCAUCAAUCGAUGGAUUAAAGAAAUUGAUGAGCAUGCACCGGGUGUACCUAAGAUUCUUAUCGGCAAUCGACUACAUCUUGCCUACAAGAGGCAAGUCAGCUCUGAGGAGGCGCAGAUCUACGCCAUCAAGAACGACAUGGAGUAUUUUGAAGUCAGUUCGUUGUGUGAUUACAAUGUGACGGAGUCACUGACGGAACUAUCCAGGGUGGUUCUCAAUCGCAAUGGGAUGGAGAGACUGUGGAGGACAAAUAAAGUGUUGAGCCUUCAAGAUUACUGUUGCCGUGUUAUCGUCAACUGCACAUCAACGUAUACAAUAGACAAACUGCCUCUACCACCUCAGAUGCGAUCACGUCUCAAGUCAUUCGCCGACGCCAAUCACAUGUACCGCUACAUGCUGCCCCCACUGGACGUUCGCUUAAAGAAACGCAGAACUAUUUUAAAUGCCACAGACCCGCCAUUCUCAUCUAGAAAGAGCUGUAUUAUAUCAUGAUAUAUAUGGACAACAGUUUCCUUGUGAAACGGAAUCGGAUUCCUCAAUGAUACAAAAUUUUGUCUUAAGAAAAGACUUGUCUGAAACUAGUUUCACUGGAUGGAGACUUGUACAACCCUAUGUUUACGUUUUCACCACCUGUUUUUAUGACCCAUGGAAAGUGGUUUUCAGCUUUGUACUUCUGAGUGGGAGACUCGUCGAUCCAAGUUCCCAAGCUUUGAUACACUCUUCAAUACCCGGAUAAGGAUAUACACCCUGAAAAGACUGUUGCAGGCGUGUCAAUGCCUUUCUUUUUAGGGCAUCCUGAAUUGUAAAUUUAAACUCGAGCAUUUCAUGGGCACCAAGGCAAUGAACAGGGGGUAUGGAGGCAAUCACCCUCGUUGCCUCCGUGUGAAGUAUGAGGCCUGCUGUUGAUUGCAGCCACAUAAUCUGUUGUGUUUGAUAAGUUGUAGCCCUUAGUCCACUCUUAGUUUUUACAUCCACCAAUUGUCAAAGAUUGAAGAGUUCUGCAUUGCAGAUUCUAAGAUUCGUUUUCAUGAAACCCUACAAACCGGAACAUAAACAAUUGUGAUCUGUAUAAGGCGGGGUUAUCCAGCGAAUAUUGCUUUGUGCACCUGUUGACCACCUGACACUUAAGCUACCCUUAAUCCUCAAAAAUACAACCACAAGCUGCAACUGAUUUGAAUGAACUCAUCAGAACUAUAUUGCCAAACUAUGAUUAAAAUAAGGACAUGCAUCAGCAAUCAUGAAGAUUAGUUGUUGCAAACUGCCUACCGAUGAAUUAUAGUGGCCUGACGUUUCGCCCCUUAGCAGAGUCUUUCUCGAGGGAUCUGCUGGCAUCAAAAUGUCAGGCCAUUAACUAUUCUUAGCAACUCUAGAACAUUUGGACCUGUCUAAGUUUGUGAUUUUGUUUCUUCACAUUUUAAGGCAUGUUUCUACUAAUGUUUGUGAGUGCACUCUUUCUAGCUCUGACCGGUGGCUAGCAAUCGGCUUAAAUCCCUUCACAAAAAAUAGUUAUUAAAUGGAAAAAAGAUCGCACGGCCACAAAGUAGAGUAGGAAACAGGACUCUUGAGAGUGCUUUUGUGACUUGAUUCUGGGGUGUCGCCAUUUGCAAAAAUAAUGAGUAAUACACCACAAUAAUGUGUACGUAUCAAUUUAUCACUAAAAUUAACGGUGCAUGAAAGGGUUACGUGAUGACAUUCAGAUGGGUUAUUAUACAUCAGGGUUCAUCAUUUCCUAAUCUUCCCACCAGCGACCACCAAGUUGUAAAUUCUCUAAGGAAGUUUGCAAGAUUAUUUGCUGACCUUGAAGAAGCUGAAAAAAGGAAGCGCUGUUCAUAUCUUCCGACCAGCAGCAACAAACUCUGAGGCAAUUUGUAAGAUUUGUUAAAGACCUUGAAGAAUCUAGACAAGAAGUAGGAGUUCCUGUUCCAAGACUCAGCCUGAAUCAUGGAGUACAGCUUUCCUUGAGUCACAUCAGGCGUUCAGACUCGGGGACGUAGGUUUGAAGGACCUUGAACACUGCAAAUUUUCACAGGAAGUCGGUCCCCUUGGGGCAGAAGUGAAACAUUUUAUUACUUUCGGUUGACUGUUGUUGACUGUUGUUGACCUGAACUGUGAACUGAAAUGUUAGGAAAGGGUAAUUUAAACUGUGAUAUAUCAUGGAUCCUUGUGUACACUAUCCAGGGGUGUACUGGAAGAACAAAUUUAGUUGGGAAGAAGAGUUUGUUUGUAUUUAUUUAUUUUUCAACAUUAGGGGAAGGUAGAUGGCGUUCAUAAUGCAAACCAAGUAGUUGGAUGCUUAAACUAAAGUAAAAAGGUUUAUUUCCAGUCUGAAACCAAUGACUGUUUUGGCUGUCAUUACCAUGAACUCUAUCCUCUAAGAGGUCACUAAAACAGUUAAAAGACUUCUUAGUAAUUUUGGCCUGUAUUUUGGGGGCUAUGCGUUGAGGUCACAUUAAGAAACAUAAAUGUGACUUGGAAGCAGAAAGGGAAAAUUUUUGAAAAAUAUUUAUGCAAAGUUAUUUAGAAACUACGACUUGAAAUCUCUCACAUUGUAAUCAGAGACUGGAAGGGAAGAUGUUGAGAGUUAUUUUGAAUGACUGGUUUCUUGUCACUGCUGGAAAUUAUUUGAUUUAUUAUCAAAAAUCAACAUAUAUGCAAACUACAGUAGUUUAAAAUUAUGUGUUGCAUACUAAGAUAGUUUCAUUGUAUCUGAAAAACUGUAAUAUCGACUCUGAAUCCCCCCCCCCAAUCUAACUUGACCUUGGUCUGUUUAUGUAAUCAACCUUUGAGAGCUACUAAGCACAAUGUAUUUUGCUCAGCAGACUCGGGUACCAGCCAUAAUAACAUGCAAAAUGUAUAUAUAUUGUAGCUGGUUUCCUGUUUAUUUUUGCUUACCGAGCUUCAUUUCAUGCUGAACAGUGGGAUGAAACUGAGGUGAGGUAACAAUGAUCCAUUGUUGUACAUAAUUAUUAUCCAUCCUGUCUUUUGUUGUUCUGUUAGAUUACAAUUUUCAUAGCAUUGUAAAUAGACUUGUACAGAUGCUCCCAUUAUUCACAAAUGGUGCAUAAAUUAAUCUGAUAUUCUGUGUAUAUAUAUAAAAGAAUUGUGUAUAGAACAACAACAUUGUAAAAUGUAUUCAAUAUUGGCAUGAGAGUGUCUGGUAGUAAAAGCAGCAAUACAUUAAAAUUGGAAGAUUUGGGCCAAUAGUCAUGGCACUGCUUACCACAGAAUAUUGAGCUUAUGGCUCCCUGUAAGCGCUGAAUUCGAUUCAGCUUAUGGCUUCCUGUAAGCACUGAAUUCGAUUCAGCUUAUGGCUUCCUGUAAGCGCUGAAUUCGAUUUGGCUUAUGGCUUCCUGUAAGCGCUGAAUUCGAUUCGGCUUAUGGCUUCCUGUAAGCACUGAAUUCGAUUCGGCUUAUGGCUUCCUGUAAGCGCUGAAUUCUUUAUGCGCUUAUGGCUCCAUGUAGGCGUCAUUUUCUACUGUGCCGUUAAGAUAAGCCCAAAAUGAGAAAGAAGCAGAGACAAGUUAUGCAAAAAAAAAAAUAGAACUUCCAGCAUGAAGAAGCCACAAGACAAACCAAGACCCGAUAUCAGAAAUUAUGAAAACUUUCCUAAGAUGAAUAAGCUCAUCAAUCAAUCUUACAUUGCCAAAGACUUAUUCAGCUAAAAUUCUUAAAAAAGCCAGGACACCAGUCCAAAAUUCAAUACAAUUGUUGUGUGACAUGUUGGUUGGUGUCCUGUUUCAGGAAUUAGAAAUGUCAGACUUUAAUCUGAGUUCAGACUUUUUAUGUCAGCCUGGGGAAGAAAAACAGCCGUUAUUUCUUUAAUUCCACAUUUAAAGAAAUCCUGCUUUGUCUGUUUCUCUACUAAAAUCUCUGUGGAUCUUUAACUUAAGGGGUUACCAAAUGGUAAAAAUGCCAUCAUUUCAACAUACCUCCUGUAACUUGAGGCCUAGUUUCAGACUUGUUUUGUCCACAAUGACUCUCACCCCUGCUGUUUCUGCUAAUACAAGGAGGGGUUGUUUGGUUUAACAUUGCUACAAAAUUCACAAAGCUUUUCUAAUGUUUGUGUUUAAUCUUCUUUUCAAUUUGUGCAAUCGGGUCUUGGUUAUCGCUGGUGCAUAUUUUUUCAAAGUAAAGUGUCUGUCUUUUCAGCAGUCUAUUAAAACAAAUUGUUUAAAAAAAAAAGUUCCCUAAUUGGUUGCCAUAACAAUAGCUGCUGCCUUUUUAUAAGAAUUGAAAUUUUGCGUGGUGAACAAACAUUUAUAAAAAAAAGUAUGGAAGUUUGCGUUUGAUUUGGAAAUGUCUCUAUUGAACUGUAAUUGUUUCUAUUUCUUUUUUGUCAACCUGAAUGUUGCCCAUCAAACUGAUUAAAAGUAAAUCACAUUGGGCUAGAAUUAAACAAAGAUGACAACAAACAGACUGUCAAAAUAUGAAAGCCUAUACUAAAAGAAAUUGCAUUAAAAAAAACGAAAAUACUGUGGCAGGCUACGUAGAAGGGAAUCGUGAUACAAGCUUUUUUCACAACCAGUGUGUCAAUAGAGGUUGCUACCCCUGGCUUCAGAGUUUUUGUUAGUUCAUAUAUUUUUGAGGUGCAAAUACACUUCAAAGUAGCUCAUUGUUUGUGUUUUCUUACUGAUGCAUAAUGAAUUUCCCAUGAGCUGUAAUACAUCAGUGUUCACCCCUGAGAAAUGUUGUGUCAUCUUCGUUUCUGUUUGGUGUGAAACAAAUGAUGAAUGAUUAAGGCUGCCUUCAAAUUAAUAGCUUCGCAGUCCUUUAGCCCUUUUUAGAUUGAUUCAAGUCAGAUGUGAAAGUGACAACUUUAAAGGGAUGAUACAGAUAUGACCUUGCUCUAAACCAAUCAGAUAUUCAUAUUAUGUGAGAUAUGACCUCUUUAUCAGGUUAUGUCAUUAAAAACAACCUGAGUGAUGACCUUUUUGCUCAUAUGUCACCAAAUAUGCCGAUUUGUAAUUCCAAAUUCUGUACCAUUUAUUGGUAAAAGGUUACUAUUGACUUUUAUGAGAAUGCUCUUUUUGUAUUGACAGAAUCAAACUAAACUGUUGCAACAAGUUUGCUCUUUUUACUUUUCACCAAAGAUCUGUUCGUAAAGUUUGAUAUGUACCUUGGUUCUCAAAGAAAGUAUAAAACCUUUCCUUUCAAGAAGUUGAGAGUCAAAGCUGCAUAAUUCCAGUUCAUGUAUUUUGUUUUUUAUAGUUGUAGGUAACAAGGCCUCAAAGACAAAUGUCAUUGAAUCUGAGAAACCAAGAAAUAUCAAAAAAAAAUUAAUGUCAUAAAAAAAUUGAAGCAUCCAGAGAGAAAAAAACAAUAUGCAAUCCUCUGUUGAUUAGUUACUCUACAACCUUCAUCUAUAACAGAAUACAAGCAACUUUUCUGCGUUUAAACAUCUUGGUUUCCAGAAAAAUAUGUACACUAGCAAUUUUACGUGUUUGCUAAGAAGUCAGCUAAAACUGUAGUUGUCUUG
Asterias rubens (European starfish) is the source of this 6129-nucleotide messenger RNA. RefSeq names its product ras-related protein Rab-40C-like. The coding region runs from base 342 to 1145 and encodes 267 amino acids. Gene Ontology annotation, biological process: protein localization to plasma membrane; intracellular signal transduction. Gene Ontology annotation, cellular component: plasma membrane; synaptic vesicle; endosome. The transcript is spliced from 6 exons. Lineage: Eukaryota; Metazoa; Echinodermata; Asteroidea; Forcipulatida; Asteriidae. The record is from RefSeq and is a predicted model, not a curated record. Gene Ontology annotation, molecular function: GTPase activity; GTP binding.